Messenger RNA from Lactuca virosa, 2022 nucleotides. The record is from the annotation of a GenBank genome assembly. NCBI's taxonomy places the organism in Eukaryota, Viridiplantae, Streptophyta, Magnoliopsida, Asterales, Asteraceae.
AUGAUGAUUGAUGUUGUUAAGGAUGAUACAGGUUUAGAAGUGAGGGCAGAUCAACAAAGAUUACAAGAAUCGAUCUUACAAAACUACAGUAUUUGGAAGUUUUUGGUGGAGGAUCUUCGAUGUUUGGUGCUUUUGAACUUGUCACGAAAUAAACAGCUCACAGAUGCAUCCUUAAAAUCCAUUACUGGUCUGACACAAUUGGUGUCUCUAAACUUAUCAACUUCUCAAGUAACAAGUGAAGGAUUGCCGCAUCUAAAGCCAUUAAAGAAGUUAAAAUCUCUGAGAUUAGAGUCCAUUAAAGUGACUGCAAAUGAUAUAAAACAACUCCAGGAAUUUGACUUUCAAAUGUGGUAACCUUUUGUCCCUCAGUAAGCAUUCAUGGAUUUACUUGAUUACUUUAUUAUUAUCUCUUUAUGGUAAAAUUCUCAUUUGACCAUACAAUUAACAAUAAUUAACAAUUCUCGUCAACCAAAUUGUUAAUUGUGCACCAUACAAUUCAGUAACAACAAUAUAUUUGUGUUAUUAAGUGGACGAUUAUCAAAAUAAUUUAAGCAUUAAUACUAUUAAGCACUUACAAUCAACAAUUACCUUAUGAUUUUCAUUUGAGGGUUGUGUGAUGACUGCCUGAUUCGUUACUACUUCCAUCAACAUAUAGGUAUAAUAUAUAAUAAUCCAAUAACAAGAAAUUAAAAAAGAAUUAAUUAGAAGAAUUAAUGUAUAGUAAUUGAAUAAAAUAAAAAAGAAGAGGUACAGAAAUGGUCAUUGUAGUUUGAUUGCAGAAAUAGUCUCUAAGGGUAUUUUUUUUUUUUUUUAAAGUUAACAACCAAGUUGUUAAAGUUAACAUUUUUAGACCAAAAACGCACAAGGUAUCCGAAAUUGGACCGAUGGUGCACCUCCAAACAUAUUUAGACCAAAACCACAUUUUUUAUCCAAAAAAGUUUGAUGAUGCAACAGUGGUCCAAUUUUGGAUACCUUGUGUGGUUUUUGUCCAUACUCUUCAUAAAAUGACGAAUAUGCCUUUAUUUGAUUCUUUUCGUUUUUCUUUAUUUAAUUAAAUAAAAUAAAAAGAAAACAUUACCUGUCCUACCCCACCCCACCCCUCUCUUUUUCUCUCCUGCUACAUUGCUCAUUGGACCACCACCAUCAGAGAAAGGCCACCGCCACUACCACCACCAUUAGAAGAUUGACUAUCACUGCCAUCAUCGGAGAAUGGAGACGACGCCAUAGUAGAGAUCGGAGCUAGGAUUUGUACACCGUUUUUGCUGGAAAGCAUAUAUCGUCGUCUUCGUCCCUUCGUCUUCUCUAGUAGCGUCAUUGUAAUGCUAGAAGGGUUUUGUAGUGCCAUCUGUCGUCGUCGUCGUCGUCGUCCUUUCGUUGCCUCCCCUUUGUUCCAGAUCUACAAUCGAGACCGAAGAUGAUGUUUUCCAUUACAUAAACCAUAGCCACCAGAUUGUUUCUGUUCCACAUACGGUAGCCAUUGGUAGAGGGUUGUCUCAGUGGUGAUGGUGUUUCCGGCUAGAACAAGUGGUGGCGCAGGGAGUGGAAUGGAGGCGACCAUAGGUUGUAGUGGUGUUCUUACUAGUAAACGAAACCUCCUUAAUGUUUUACGACUACGAAGGCUAACAAUACUCGUUCUGGUGACGGCUUAUAAAAUGAUAGUGUUCCAGAUUUGCAAAUAAACUAUGGUGAGGGUGGUAUAAGUGGUGAGGUGGUCGUUCGUCGGGUGACAAAGAAGGGAAAAGAGAGAUGUGUUUUUGUUGGUACUCGGCAGCACGAUGGCGGCGUCUCGCGGUCACGGUGUUGGCAAGUGAAAACCCUAAUUGUCGAAAGAUGGUGGCGGCGACACUUGGCUUGGGAAAACUCCGAUCAGAAGGGUGGUACCGGUGGGGAAGUUUUAUCGGUACGUGGAAGGAAAGAUGGGGGUGAUGGUGGUGGUGGACGGUCGUGGCAGUCGGUGGUGAUGGUGGCGAACGGUGGUAGUAGUAUGUGGUGAUGGUCACAGCCAUUAGAGAUAAUAUGUUU